AAUCUUCAAAUUUGAUCUUGUUUGGUUGCAUGGCGGCUCAGAUGAAGGCAUUGUUUGAUUCGACUGGGCUUUUGUGGAAGGAGCAGAAGCUUGUUGGAAAGCCUGCAGGGUUUUUUGUGAGUACCGGUAGUCAAGGAGGUGGACAAGAGACCACUGCUUGGGCAGCAAUCACUCAACUUGCACACCAUGGAAUGCUCUUUGUUCCAAUUGGCUACACUUUUGGAGCCGGCAUGUUCGAAAUGGACUCCAUCCUAGGAGGUUCACCAUAUGGUGCCGGAGUCUUUGCUGGAGAUGGUUCGAGAGAAGCUACUGAAGCAGAGUUGGCGUUGGCAGAAUAUCAAGGCAAAUAUAUGGCUGGAAUAGUCACGAAACUGGUUCAUGGGUGAUGAGGAAAGUUGUCAAAUAGUUCAUAAUUCAACCCGUUUAAACUUGAAAUGAGUUACUCAUGAAGACUAUGAUAAUCUUCUUUACGAUCUCUAUAGAUUUGUUUAUUGAUUCCUUUGCAAUUUGUGAUUUAUCAGUUCGUCCA
This is a messenger RNA of Capsicum annuum, 529 nucleotides long. RefSeq names its product probable NAD(P)H dehydrogenase (quinone) FQR1-like 2. The record is from RefSeq and is a predicted model, not a curated record. Gene Ontology annotation, molecular function: oxidoreductase activity. The coding region runs from base 30 to 386 and encodes 118 amino acids. The transcript is spliced from 3 exons. NCBI's taxonomy places the organism in Eukaryota, Viridiplantae, Streptophyta, Magnoliopsida, Solanales, Solanaceae.